Molecule: messenger RNA, 2093 nt
Organism: Peromyscus leucopus (white-footed mouse)
Lineage: Eukaryota; Metazoa; Chordata; Mammalia; Rodentia; Cricetidae
Gene: Lypd6b
Product: LY6/PLAUR domain containing 6B
Exons: 8
Coding region: 846-1355 (169 amino acids)
Molecular function (GO): acetylcholine receptor regulator activity
Source: RefSeq, a predicted model, not a curated record
UGUGUAUUGCCUAAUAGGAAAUUCUUCUGGGAUCCUGAGAGGUGUGGCCCCUGGGGUUUCCAGUGAUCAGCUGGGGGAGGGAUAAGUGCGCCCAUGGGAGAGAAGAAAGCAGAGUGUGUUACCAGGAUUUGCUUAGUCCUCUGGGAAUGGGUCCAGAGAGCGAGGAGAGACUGCAGCAAGUGCUCUGUUACAGAGCUGUGGCGGAGACUUGGGGACUGGGCUUGGAGGAAUGGAGGGAGAGGUGAAGAUCUGCAGUUAGUCUACUUGAUUUGCUGGCCAGAGUGGUCUGCGGGUUUCCAGGAAACCUAGGGCAAGAAAUUCUCUCAAUUAUAUACAAAAAUAUUUUGCAGAAUUUAAAUAGAAUGUUACAGGCUUCAUGUUGGGAGCAUGGACACAGGUUAUAGCGUUAAGUCAUUGACGGUGUAGGGAAUCUUCACAAUGGUGGUUAACUGUGUUGCAAUAAAGACACCAGGACCCAUUUUUCUCAACUCUUCACUGAAGGUUGUUUACUUCCUUGGAUGCAGACCUGUUCACUACAGAGUAGAGCCCGGCUACCAGGUUGUCUUUCUUAAGUGUGAGGUUGUCAGAGGAAAAGGCAAACGACAUCAGUGCCCAGGUGUCAGCGUGAAGCAGCUGAUUUGGAAAAUAGUUCCUUUGAGGCCUGUUUGGAUGAGAGUCAUUGAGAUCACAAAAGGAAGCAGCUGGAGCAGCAAACACAGCCAGGCAUUGGGACCAGUGUUUCUAGAGACACAAAACAUGUGUGGUUUUUGUUUCAACUUCUUGAUUUUCCUGGAUCCAAAUCUUUAGGACAUACGACUUGAACCUACCCUAUCCGGGAGGUCAGAAUGCUGCUCCUCUGCCACAUUCUGGCUAUGACCAUCCUUCAGAUGCUGAUCUUCUCAGAAAACUGGGUAUUUGCCAAGAACAUUAACUUCUACAACGUGAGGCCUCCUCUUGACCCCACCCCAUUCCCAAACAGCUUCAAGUGUUUUACCUGUGAAAAUGCCGGGGAUAAUUAUAAUUGCAAUCGAUGGGCAGAAGACAAGUGGUGUCCACAGGACACACAGUAUUGUUUGACAGUUCACCACUUCACCAGCCGCGGAAGAAGUACAUCCAUCACUAAAAAGUGUGCCUCUAAAAAUGAAUGUCAUUUUGUCGGCUGCCGUCACAGCCGGGACUCGGAACACACGGAGUGCAGGUCUUGCUGUGAAGGAAUGAUCUGUAAUGUAGAGUUGCCUACCAACCACACAAAUGCAGUCUUUGCUGUGAUGCACGCACAGAGGACAUCUGGAAGCACUGUCCCCACACCCUACCUCCCGGUGCUGGCUUGGCUCGUCAUGCUUCCCUUGCUAUGAUGUUACUGCUCCUAGGACUGGCUGAGACCAGCACUGUAAAGCACCAGGCAGAGACAGUGGACUGGUGAACUUUGGAGCGAAGGCCCAUCUUGCACUUGAUAAAGAGGAUACAUUGGACCCCAAAGCAGAAGGCAGAGGUUUGCUUUGCUGAACUGCUCCUGCAUGAGGUCACAGCACUGAGCAUGAGGACUUGGUAGGAGCCAAGAGGACUACAUAACUUCCAGUGUCGUGGUCUAGGGGCGCUGCAUACUUCUGUCAGAAGAUCCACCAGUAUUGUUGAGGGUAACAGUAGCUUGAUAAACCCCAGCCUGACCAGACUUUCAUCUGGAAGGACUUUUUGACCUCAUGGACUCCCUCGGAGGCUGCUGGAUCAGACUCUCUAGCUUCUGUGAUUAGCUCAGAGCAUCUCUGUGAAAUUUAAUCCUAACCACAGCAGUUUCUCUACUGUGUUAACUUUCCAUUAUUGGAACAAGAACCUAAGAUGAUCCAUUUCUAAAGAUGAAUGGUUUGUUUGGGCUCAUAGGUUUGGAGAUUGCAGUACAUACUGUUUGGGGGCUUGUGUUAGAGAGUGAAUAGUUACUCACUCAUAACAGAGACUUGAGAAGGAGGAAGUAUGGGCUAGAGAGAUGGCUUAGCAGUGAAGGGCACUAAUUGAUCCCCUGAGGACACAGGUUUGAUUCCCAGCACUCACAUGGCAGUUCAUAUACUGAUAACUUCAGUCCCAGGGGAUCCAAUGCC